Messenger RNA from Pocillopora damicornis (cauliflower coral), 1962 nucleotides. RefSeq lists its product as uncharacterized. Lineage: Eukaryota; Metazoa; Cnidaria; Anthozoa; Scleractinia; Pocilloporidae. Gene Ontology annotation, cellular component: lipid droplet; cytosol. Gene Ontology annotation, biological process: lipid storage; positive regulation of triglyceride storage. The record is from RefSeq and is a predicted model, not a curated record.
UCUUCACUUUGCAUGGGUGGCACUAUCAGUAUGAACAACGCAAGGACACAAUGUGAAGUAACUUUAAGAUUAAUGGACAAGGAACUGACCAAAUAGCAAGAUAAAUUCCGCGUGCAUAUGCAACCAUCUGUAUAUAAAGCCAAUAUGUAAAACGAUUUUUUAACGUUGAUUGUCAAAGUCGAAGUGAACGCCCUCUUGCUGAAGCAACAGAUGGCAGGCGAAGGGGAUAAAGAAGCUUGCGUUCACGAAACCAAGAGGUCACCUUUGCAAAUGCCACAAGUUUUCAACCGUCUGGUUCAGUUACCGAUUGUAAAAUCAACUUGUGAAAAAGUGUCUGAGAUGUACGAACGUACGAAGGAGUAUAGUCUUGUUUCGAUGGUCGGGUUGAGCGCUGCAGAGGUGUCGAUAAACGCAGUUGUGGUCGCCGCCAAGGUGACAUAUACUUCUUUGCCUUCCUCUGGUGUGAUGGGAAAAGUGAAAGAAGGUUUCGAAGAAAAAGUUUUCCAAGCUGAUUCGAUGGCCUGUGAUGGACUGACAUUCCUGGAGAAAAAAUGGCCGAUAAUAAAGGACAACACAGAACAAGUUUUGACAAUCGGAGCUAAGAAACUGGAGCAGUCAGAUCUUGCGGAAGUCUUACUCACUGUUACAGAAGCAGCAAUUGAAUACCUCCUCCCACCUCAAGAGAAAUGUAUGAAGGAGGGUGCUGCUGAAGCCCCGCUUUCCCAAAGUAAAGUCGAUCGAAUCCAGGGAAUCGUUAAUGUGAUCAAGGGUGAAGGGGAAAAGGUUAUAACGCGGGCAGCCUCGGUUCCAGGUCGAGUCACUCUAGCUGCGAUUGAUGGCGCCAAAACUGUAGCCACGUGGUCAUGGGGCAUCUCUCAAAUCCUGCUGCAAAACGUAACGGUGAUAGGAAGAAUUGUCGGAGCCUUUUGGGACGUUUGGAACGCUACUAAACGGAAAACUUUUUUUUUCUUGCCGUCGUUCCUCGGAGGAAGAGGAGGAGAAGGAAAGGAGCGGCUUGGACGAAAGAAAAACCCGACAAGAUCCAGUCGCUACAAACCUAAAGCAGAAUAUUCUCGAAUCAUCGAUGCUUCUCAACCAUUCCCCGUUUCUCCCGAGCGGAAGCGAAGGUACGACAGAGAAGACGAAGACGGUACCUUGAUAGUGGAGCUUAUACACGUCAGCGAGGAUUACGUUUCCGAUGAAGAUCCGGACUAUGUUCCGGAUGAAGCCGACCUCGAGAAAAGUGAGUCGUCGGAAGACGAAGACGAUGACGACGAAGCUGAGGAUAGAGAAGACGAACAAGGUGACAAAGAUGAAACGGAGGCUGUCGAAGUGACGGGAUCAAAGGAAAGUUCCCCCAAAAAAGAGGAGAAGUCAAAUCCAAAAGAGUCAGAGGAGGCCAGGGAGGAAAUGAAAAGGGAGCGAAAUGGCGAGGUCAAGGAUACGUCUAAGAAAAACGUUUCUGUCAAAGAUGAGAAGAAAACAGAGAACAAGGGUGGUGAACCUAACCAUAGCCAGAAAAACGACGGAAAGGAAGUUGGUGCCAAGAAUCAUGAUUUAUCGGAGAAGGAUGCAAAGAUAGCUGCCAAUAGCAGUAAAAAAUCAGGAAGUCCUCAUAAAACUGAAGAAAGAAUUGUCCUGUAAGACUGAUUGCAUCUUUGUAACCUUCCUUACCACUGAAUUGUAUGUUUCUUUUUCUAGUUACAAGGAAUGCUUCAUGGAGACAUGUGUAAUUAUUGUAUUUAUCAUGUUUGUCCGUGAAAAUAGGUAAGCCCAGCACUACAAGGAUUUAACGUCAUUAUGCUCAUAAGAGCUUCCGCGAAAUGAGUAUCUGUUAGAAGUAAGUAUGUCCAUGAUAAAGUGUAUGAUAAAGGACAGUUGCAGCCGAGAAAGAACAGCCUUUGACAAGUGUGUGUUGCCAUUUACGGCGAAUAAAAAGUAUUAUUUUUCGGUGUUAAUGAA